This is a messenger RNA of Oryctolagus cuniculus (rabbit), 7017 nucleotides long. The record is from RefSeq and is a predicted model, not a curated record. Lineage: Eukaryota; Metazoa; Chordata; Mammalia; Lagomorpha; Leporidae.
GGCCCUGCCUGCGGAGCCGCUUGCGGCUUCCACCUUGCUUCUCGUCCUCUCCGUCCUCUUGCCCACAGCGCGCUGCCUCCACCCUUGUGGAUGCUUUUUAUUUUCUCCCCAUACCUGGUUCCCUCGCCCCCGCCAUCACUUUGGUUGUCAGGAACCGCCUCGCGUCUUCCUUCGGUUUCUCCCUGUGGGCCAGUGUUUUACUUAAUUUUUCGUCUUUAAUUUGAGUGUUUGAAAGACUAAAAUUCAAGAUGAAAAAUUAAGACUUAAAAAAAAAAUACCCUUCUAAGCUUGAAGAGAUGAAGAGUUCAGGAUGCUUGUGUUUGUCCCCGUAUAAACUUAAAUCAAGCACAUGUACCGUGGAAUGCGAUUCUAAAGACCAAUUUCAAACACACUAAAAAUAGGGUGCUUUAAUGGAAAUUUUGGCAGUCGUUUAACCUAUUGGGCAAUUUAGAAGACCUGAUUCUUUGAAAGUGAUUUCAGUGUUUGAAGCUUUAGCCAUUAUCUUUGCCACCAAAACAGCCAAUCAGCUUCCUGCUUUAAAUACGUGCAAUCCUUUUUGCUUACUGUACUCGCAGCAUGAUUGAGCUUGGCAUUUUAAUGCACAGGGAAGGGUUUCUAAGGAAUGUGUCACCAAGCAAAUAGGCUGAAGAUUGUAUGCCGCUGAUGGAGUUCAGCUAAGGAAUUGACUGCCUAGCACCGCCUAGUUUGGAUUAUGAAUGUGUUGAGACACCGAGGAAACGAGCUAAUCAGCUGUUGUGGAAGCCCUGGGGACUCAUUGAUCUUAGUUUUCUUCCAUUCUUGUUUUGUGCAGUUUUCUCAUUGACUGUUUUCUCCAAGUGACUUUGACAUUCUCUAAACACCUGAGAAAGCUCCCGCUACCCUUUGCUGAACUGUCUUGCCGUCUAGCCUUAAAAAAAUUUUCAUAUAUUCAGAAAUGCACUGAAUUUUACCCUGAGAGCCUUGGAGGUCUAACGUUUUAAAAUCAAAUACAGCAGAAUGAUGUUUUCAAGUAGAGGAAGGACAUGGUUCCCUCACAGAAAUGUGUCAUUUUAAAGGGUUUUUCCCUUUAAAAAUUGUUUUAAAUGCUUGUUUUAAAAUGCACUUUCUUAUUUCAUAAGUCUGUGGACCAAAGUUAGUUUACUCCUGGAGGAACCAAGUUAGUUUUUUAAUUUUGUUUUUGAGUGCUGACAUUUUCCUUUGGUUUUGGAAAAGAAUUUGGUUGUAGUAAUUAUUUCCCUUUUUAUAGUGUCAGUGUUUACUGGUUUGUGGUUGAAGGUGCUGGAAUAGUAGACAGAAUUCAUAAACAUGUUAUUUUACAUAAUAUUAUACAUGUUAUUUUCUGAGGCCCUAGGUGCUGGAAAUGAAGGAAAUGUUUGCUCUACUUUAAAGAUAAACCUUAUAAUUGGUAUUAGACUUACUUUAUUGUAAAAACUUGCUUUGUGUAUUUUCUUAUUUCAAAAGGUGUGGUUUUUGCAUCUUGUGCUGUUUUUACCCUUUUGAAGUAAACUUUUUUAAAUGGUGCCAGAAUAAAGUAAUUUGGAGAAUUUUUGUAAUAUUUUAAAGUUACCUUUCUUAUUGGUAGAGAACGUAAAAUGUCUUUUAUUUUGGCUUUUAAAUGACAGCUGUUAUAGGGAAAUACCAAGUGAUGAUUCUAGUUUACGAUCAAAGUUAAGGCUGUAGGAUUAUAACUACAGAAUGCAGUAGAAACAUCAUAUAAGCAACGUAAGUUUUCUAGUUCUCACAUUAAUAAAGUACAAAGACCCAGAUGAAACUAAUUUUAAUAUAUUUUAUUUAAGUUUAUAAUUAUUUUAACAUGCAGUCAGUUAACGUUGUAUAUAAAUCUGUGCAAUCCGACAUGCUUUACUCUGGUUCAGAAUGCUGUGUAGUAGCAUGUAGCUGAUGACUCCCUAAUUGCACAGCACAUAGCUGGUGAUAUGCCAGGUAAUGCGUCCAGUGCCUUCCUGCUCUGAGAGUCUUAUUCUGAGGGGGUGAAUUCAAAACUCCUUUUCCUCAAAGUGCUGUGAAAUUCAAACCAGGAAAUCUCGGCAGUUUGUUCCUCUUGGUGUUGGCUGUGUUGACACUGAGCUCCAUCCUUGUGUAGUGAGCGCUGGGGCCCAGUGCUUGUUUAGUGAGGAUCAUGAGAUGAAUGGAGUGCUCAGUCAUUUCCUGGGAUGUCGUUGUUCGAGUUAUUUACGUCUGCGUGUCAACAGUGUGUCAGUGCACGCUGUGAGUCCUUGUCUAAGUCUGUUGGCAUUAAGCAGGGACAAUCAGAACCUCCAAGAAGACUGAACUCUCUCAUGGGCAAGUAGAGUACCUGCUGUUGUGGACUUUUCUGAAUCAGUGUCAGUUGCAGGGAAACAACCAAGGGAAGAGGAAAAUCAGAGAUCACUGAGAAUCGACAGAGGUUAGAAAAUGAAGUAGUUUGUUCUCCUUCAGUCAUUGUAGACAUGGAAGGACUUUAAUGAAACUUUAAACGGUUCAACAAAGGAUGCUCUAAUGGAUGACAGUGAUACCCCUACAUAUAAUCUGCAGAUAGAACCAAAAGAUGGGUGUCUGCCUGGUGACAGCGUGGAAAGGACAGUAACAUGCUUGGCUCCUGUGUCAGAUGAAAAUGAAAAUCAGCUUGAUGGGGGUGGGCAGGAGCACCUGACCUGCAGUGACAGCGCAAUGGGAAAACCUGAAGUGUCUCAGCAGGACAGUCUCAACAAUAAUGAAAGUGCUAUACCCACCUGUGAGGCAGCUGCAGGUGAGAACUUGGAAAACACUCCUUGUGAAGUCCCCAAAGAUGGACAGACCUUCUUUGGAAAGGACAAAAAAACAACUGGGAAAAGAAUUUCAAGAAGUAAAAGAGGCACUGUCAAGAAGAUACCACAAGGACUUUCAUCAGAAGUUGCUGCACCUUUAAUGCAAGAAAUGAUACAAAGUGCAGCCACUCAUGCUGCUGAUGAUGAAGAGGCUGCUGAAGUAAAUGCUAACGAUCAACCAGAAUCUCCAACGCUAGUUCUGCAAUCAUUGUUCUCACUUAUACGAGGUGAAGUUGAACAGUUGGAUUCAAGAGCACUUCCCCUUUGCCUUCAUCAGAUAGCAGAAUCCUAUUUUCAGGAGGAGGACUAUGAGAAAGCAAUGAAAUUCAUUCAGCUUGAACGAUUAUAUCAUGAGCAAUUGCUUGCAAAUCUUUCUGCCAUUCAAGAACAGUGGGAAACAAAAUGGAAAACUGUACAGCCACAUACAGUUACAUCUCUAAGGAAUUCAGAAAAGGGAUUUAAUGGUGAAGAUUUUGAACGGCUUACUAAAUUUUGCACAACACAUCAAGAUCCUCUUUUAUCCAAGCAUAAGAUAGCAGCUGUAGAAAAAUCCCUGGGAAAAAAAUGUUUUCCACAGUUCAGAGCCCCCGAAGAUCCAAAGGAAAGAGGAGCUACAGCCAAAGAGUUGGAGAGUGAACCGAGUACCAACCGAGAAAGCCAACAGCAAGAAGAUCCCCGGAAGAGCAGUCCCUGCUGUGAUCCCAUGGACGAGCAGGCAGUCGCUGCAGCAAAGGGCCACACGGAGGAGCCGCUCCUCAGCACGGAGGCCACGCUGGAGCUCCACGCCCAGUCCUCGGAGACAGCCAGAAGCAGGUCUGGGCCAGGCUCCGCCGAGAAUGCUUGUGCGGAUGAUAGCUGCUUGCAGCUGGCUCAGCCAGAGGACUGCCCAGAUGUGGCCACAACAGGGGGCGUUGCUGAAGACCCUGAGGCUGUACCUCCCAGCCAGGAAGCCACAGAGCCUGCGCUGAUUUCAGAGGACAGAUAUUCACAGACUCGGAGAAAAGAACUCCAUUUACCACUUCGGGAUGCUUCUGAGGCGUUGCCCACAGGCCAACUUGAGAACAAUGAAUUAAAUGAGCGACAGCAACCUGAUCCCUCAGACAGUGAUGGGAAGUGGCUGCGUGGUCAGACUGACUCAGAGGGCUCUGGGAAUGCACUUUGUGAAAAGAAUGGAAUAUCUGACCUAAGUGCACGGCUGCCUGAGGUGUUUAUGGCCCCAGAGGAAAAGGGAGAUGAGGAAGACCAAGUCAAUAAAGAAACCGAAGACUAUUUGAACAGCCUUCUGGAAGGGUGCUUAAAAGACUCUGAAGAAGAUUCCCUUUCAUAUGAAGACAACCCAGACCUUUCUCCUGAGGAAGGGUCCUACAGCCUCCAGGAGAAUCUGCCUUCCGAUGACAGCUGUCUUUCUCUGGAUGAUCUUGCCAAAAGGAUACAAAUUGCAGAGGUUGUCCCCACUGAAGGCCUGGUCUCUAUAUUAAAGAAGAGGAAUGAUUCUGUAGGGGAUCCUUCUGCCCAGAUGCAGAAGUCAUCCAAGCGAAGAGUGAGAUUUCAAGAAAUAGACGAUAACUUGGAUCAAGAUGAAGUUGGAAGUGGAUCCUGUAUUUUACUGAUCUUGCUGUGCAUAGCAACGGUUUUCCUUAGUGUUGGAGGCACUGCAUUAUACUGCACUUUCGGUGACAUGGAGUCACCUGUUUGUACAGACUUUGCAGACAACAUGGACUUCUAUUACACUAAGUUACUGCAGGGAAUGGCAGAACUUAAACACUGGAUCUACCUCUCCUAGCAGCAUUCAAGAGGGACAAGCAUGCUGGCAGUGAGAAUGAAAGAUGUGAAACUUUCUAAAUCUCUUUUAUUUCAGGAGUUCUGUAACCUUCCCCCUGUCCCCCCAGUAAGGAGCCAAGGAUGUCAGAAACAGUGACUCUAAAUGGCCAUCCAGAUGAACCAUGUUACAGUCAUCCAUAUAAUGAGGCAGAAAUCAGUCUAAGCAGAGUGGGUGGAAGGAAAGAUCUCGGGGGAGCUUCCCCAGCUCCUCUUCCCUGCCUCCCAGUGUGGGAGGUACACUGAGCAGAGUUGUGCAGGACAGUCUGUACAACCACACUGUUUUUUUAGCUAUCUUGUCAGGCUAAUGGUUAAAGGAUAAUUUGGGUUUACAUUUGUUGGUCCAUAGACAUUGCUUCCAGUCAUCAUGUAAUAAGUUUGUGUACUCAAAUUACCUUAAGAAUUUCAAGGUCAUUUUUUAGUUAACCUUGGGAGCUAUGUAAUUUAGGAUUUUUUUGCAUUAUUUUCAGAUCCUGUUUUCCACUUGUGAAAUUGUUGGGUGUGUGUGUGUAUGUUUCAGGCAGUUAUCAUGAGCAAAUAUCAGACAUAGAGUAACAGAUUAUCUUUAUUCUUUUAUCUUGACUAUGAUGUGCAGGCACAAAUCUAUGAAGAAGGCUUAACCAUGGACUAGAUGAACUGUAGAAAUCUUGGCCCUGAAGUGAGAAACUGUGACAGAUAUGUGUCAGUUUAACAUGAUUAAGUAGACAGAAAUUAAUCACAGGCAUGGAGGCAAAAUUGAAGAACCCCCUACCCCCACCCCCGGAGUCUCAGGCAGCCGCCUCGUCAUGGACUCAGUGCUGAAAUGAUGAGUGCUGGACUCCGCUCACUGCAGCAGAUGCUCAUCGGGCACCUGUCACACUCUGAGAGUCCAAGACCCAGAUACGAAUAUAAAUAAGAUGGAGUUCCUGCUACUGAUGCUUUAAUUCUGGUCUUACAUAAGGAAAACCAGUACUUCAGCAAGUGAAAUUAAGUCACCAUGUAUAAAUCAGUAUUAGGAUAUCAUACAUUCAAGUGCUUGAAUGUACAAUCAUAUCACGGGCUUGAUUUACUCUGUUGUGGGGUCAUUAAGUGAAAAUUCAGUCAUACUUUAGUAGGCAAAUUGUCAUUUGUGUUUAAAUCUGUCAAUUAGGCGGCCUUUCCUUAUUGCAGAUACACUGGUCCCACGUUUAGGAAGCCUUCCUUGCUUUGACUUUUUAUAUCCUACACAGCAUUUUAAAACAAACAUGAAUUAUAGUUUUUUAGCCAGGUGAUUAUGAUUUCCUGUUUUUCUUUUAGGAUCAUUUAGAAGAAAAAGGGGGAAAUUACUUCCUAGUUAUUACUGGCUGGUUCAGUACCUCCUUUUGUGUUUUUGCUUAUUUAUUUAGGUUGUAUGAAUUUUAAAGGGCUUUUUAUGUAAGUUGAAAGUAUGUUGCAGAGCAUGGGUUUGCUUAUCCCAAUGUUAGAUAUUUAAUUACUGUGUUCUUAGUAUUUUGAUUUUCUCUCAUUCAGAUUGGUGUGUUUUUAGGCUUGUUUAUUUUUAAAUGGAUGUUUCAUUUUCACUUUAUAUUACUGUUUGAUUUGUCUAUCAUGUCACUAUAAACUGUAAUAUUUUCAAGGGUUAUAGAUCAAAGCUAUUUAUUUAGAAGUGUACAAGAUACUGAAAUUUAGAUUCCUUAUGCCUAAGGCUGAUUUUAUUAGAAGAUUAUUUUAAUGUUCUAUUAUGAAUUUUAAGAAUUUAUAUUCAAAUUGUAUGUAAAUUAUGUAAAAUGUUCAACGGUACUAUUUUAAGUGGCUCUGUACAAGCCAUCCACAGGGUCUAGUGUAGUCAUAGCCAGCAUCUUCUGUUUGACCCUCAUACUUCCUAGUUACAGAAAUUUGGUGAUGCUUAUCUGCCAAUUUUGUGUCAAGAUAAGUUUAUCUUGUCCCUCCUGUUCACCUCUGUCAGGUCCCUCUCAGAGUCCUAUAUAUGGUUGUUAUAUUUGCCAAUGGGUCACCAGGGCCACUUCUGAAACCCAAGAUUUCCUGGGAUCCUUCACACCAAAAUGAAAAAAGUAAGAUAAUGCUUUGGUAAUCAGUCUCGGAGAAACUGUGAUAUGUCCUCACCACUUCCCAGGGACGGUGAGGUGAGCACAGGAGCACACUGGUAUCUUGACCUAAAAUAGGCAUGAAGUCUCAACUAGAAAAAUUAAGUCAGCUUUUAAAGAUGUAACAGUCAUUUAUCGCAUGAGUUGGAGUAAUUCCACCUGAUGGUGACAGAAUUGUUAGCUACACACAUGAAAAAAUUCAUCCAACUUUACUAAAAUGUAAUUUCUACUGUCAUUGGAAAAUAUCCACAACUCUCUGUAACCAAUCUUCCUUAAGAACUGUAUUUGAGGGUAUCAAAUCAAGCUUGUGAUUUAAAAUUUACACCAACAAA